This is a messenger RNA of Pararge aegeria (speckled wood butterfly), 758 nucleotides long. RefSeq lists its product as uncharacterized. NCBI's taxonomy places the organism in Eukaryota, Metazoa, Arthropoda, Insecta, Lepidoptera, Nymphalidae. The record is from RefSeq and is a predicted model, not a curated record. The coding region runs from base 123 to 680 and encodes 185 amino acids. The transcript has 5 exons.
CACAGACCAGUUUCCCGCAUAUAGCUCAGCUAGUGGUAGUUGAGACUUGAAUAUCACUUCAAGGUAGUGCGAUAUACUACAGGUUAUUAAGAAAUAUUGAGUGAAGUUGCGUAGAAGUCAAGAUGAAAUCAAGAUUCCAUUUAUCUUUGGACAAUAUACCGACGCAGUCGAGCUUCGCCUGUCUCUCCCUGAAGUUUGGAAGUGUUCUGUCAGCUUUAAUUUUGAUUUUGUACUCCAUCUUCGCGCUAGCACAAUGCCUGGCAGCACUCAACAUCCUGCCUCCGCAUUGGACGCCAGACGACGUCGACGUCAUGGUGUCCUAUGGCGUCAUCAUUUGUGUGACCAUCGCACACACGGUCACGCUGUUCUUAAGCACCAUCAUGUUGGUGGGCGUACUACGGGAAAAAGUCCAACUGGUGAAGCCCUGGAUUAUCUGGACGUCGCUUCAAGUGUUGGUCUCUUUACUGGUCUUCGUGUUCUGGUCUACCCUCAGCGUCAUUAAACAUUACGGGAAUAACUCUCUCCUCAUCUAUGUCGUCGAGUUUUUGGGCUUGACCGUCCGGUUCUACAUGUUGAUGAUAGUUUCCAGCUUCUACAAGCAUUUGCUAGAGAGAACCCAAGAGGAGAGGGAGAGGUUACGGGAUUUAGUGAAGUCUGAACAUUGGUAUACCGCUGCUUGAAUUAGCGCAAAUAGACACUGGCUGCGUCGGAGCAUAGCAUUGCACUUUGUAUAAAAAAAAAAAAAAAAUUGUAGCUUU